Molecule: messenger RNA, 3421 nt
Organism: Rhagoletis zephyria (snowberry fruit fly)
Lineage: Eukaryota; Metazoa; Arthropoda; Insecta; Diptera; Tephritidae
Gene: Grp170
Product: hypoxia up-regulated Grp170 co-chaperone protein
Biological process (GO): endoplasmic reticulum unfolded protein response
Cellular component (GO): endoplasmic reticulum chaperone complex
Molecular function (GO): ATP binding; ATP-dependent protein folding chaperone
Source: RefSeq, a predicted model, not a curated record
AUUUUGCUUGGAUAUAAAAUCGUUUGUAGAAGUGGGCGAAAGUUCUGGGAAUUUUCUUGUACAAAUUGGCCUUUUCUCUCACAACAUUUCAAUAAAUAAGCUUAACAAGGAAUCAUUUAUCUGCUGCAAGUAUAUUACCGGCAACACGUCGACAUGUUCGCCGACAAGACCCUCAACCAAAGUACCACGCUCCGACGGCGCGGGUAUACCACGUCAUUGACAUAUGCUCUAUCCCUGCUCACCACCGCGUGCCUGCUGUUGUUUACUGGUAGCCACAUACCAGGCGCAAAUGCUGCUGCGGUAAUGUCUGUCGAUUUAGGUACAGAAUGGAUGAAAGUUGGUGUUGUAUCACCUGGCGUACCUAUGGAAAUAGCGCUUAAUCGGGAAUCGAAACGUAAAACGCCGGUUAUACUCGCUUUCCGCGAUGGUUUGCGCACAUUUGGCGAAGAUGCUGUGACUGUGGGAAUUCGAGAACCAUCUGCCGCUUAUGGAUAUUUACUCGAUUUGUUGGGCAAAACUAUUGAUAACCCAAUUGUGGAUUUGUACAGGAAACGCUUUCCAUAUUACGAGAUAAUCGCUGAUCCUGAUCGCAAUACAGUUGUUUUCAAGAAAAGUGAUACAGAGCAGUUUUCCGUUGAAGAGCUUGUCGCGCAAAUUCUCGUUAAGGCUAAGGAGUUUGCACAAGAAUCCACAUCCCAGCCAAUUACUGAAUGCGUUCUAACUGUUCCUGGUUACUUUGGGCAGGCUGAACGUGAGGCAUUACUCACCGCUGCUGAAUUGGCUAACCUUAAAGUUUUGCAGCUGAUCAACGACUUUACGGCCGUUGCCCUUAACUAUGGUGUAUUCCAUCGUGCAGAGAUCAAUGAGACGGCGCAAUAUUACAUUUUCUUUGAUAUGGGUGCUUACAAGACGUCGGCUGCUGUAGUUAGUUAUCAGCUUAUGAAGGAUAAAGUAACGAAAGAAACGAAUCCUGUAGUCCAAGUACUCGGAGUUGGCUACGAUCGCACGCUUGGUGGUCUAGAACUUCAACUACGCCUACGUGAUUAUCUAGCUGCAGAAUUUAAUGCCAUGAAAAAAACCAAAACUGAUGUAACAAAAAGUCCACGAGCGCUUGCGAAGUUAUUCAAGGAGGCUGGACGAGUAAAGAAUGUACUUUCGGCGAAUAAUGACCAUUUUGCGCAAAUUGAGAAUUUGCUCGAAGAUCAUGAUUUCAAAGUGCAAGUAACACGUGAAAAGCUGGAAGAACUCGGUGCGGACUUGUGGCCAAGGGUUGUUAAGCCACUAGAGCAAGCGUUGGCCGCAUCUGGUCUUUCAUUGGACACCAUCUCGCAGGUUAUAAUCUUUGGAGGCGGUACUCGCGUACCUAAGGUGCAAGAAAUCCUAAAGCAAGCGAUCAAUCAAGAAUUGGGUAAGAGUCUCAACGCUGAUGAGGCAGCAACAAUGGGCGCAGUUUACAAAGCAGCUGACUUGGCAACAGGUUUCAAGGUUAAAAAAUUCAUUGUAAAGGAUGCUGUUGUUUUCCCAAUUCAAGUUACAUUUAAGCGUGAUCCAGGUGAUGGCAACGCGGUUCGUCAAGUGAAGCGAGUCCUCUUUGGCCACAUGAACUCUUAUCCACAAAAGAAAGUGAUCACUUUCAACAAACACACUGAAGACUUCGAUUUCCAUGUGCAUUACGGGGAUUUGAGUCACUUGUCUGCUGAAGAGAUUUCAUACAUCGGUUCCUUAAAUAUUUCCCAUGUGGAGCUGGAAAAAGUGAAGGAAUUGAUUGAGCAGAACCAGAAUGAAGUGAUUGAGUCUAAGGGUAUCAAGGCUUACUUUACCUUGGACGAUUCGGGCAUCUUCCGCUGCGUUGGCGUAGAGUUUAUAUAUGAGAAGCAAAAGGAGGAUGAGGGUACACUUGCUAAGUUGGGUAAUACAAUAAGCAAACUGUUCUCUAAAGACGAAACUAAGGAUGAUCCCGAAAGUGAGGGCGAAAACGGCGACGCCGAAAAAUUUGAUUCCACAAAAUCUGAAAGUGAAACGGCUGAGAAGAGGGAAGAAAAAGAUACCAAGGCCACCAACAAAACUGAGGAAACUAAAUCGGCCGAUGAAAAAGUGAAGUUAGCUGCUAAAAAUUAUACUAUCAAACUGGUAACCGUAAAAGAGCCGGUGCAGCAUAAAAUAACACAACUUUUUACACGCCCGCUGGCUGGAGAAUCCUAUGAAAAAGCUGUGGAGAAGUUAACAUCAAUUAAUGCUGUCGAAUCUGAUCGCAACCGCUUGGAGUCUGCUCUGAAUGCACUCGAAUCACAUGUCGUUGAAAUUCAACAAAAAUUAGGCGAAGAAGAGUAUGCGAAAUGCGCCUCACCCGAGGAAAAGGAAAAGAUUCUUGAACUGUGUUCUUCAAUAUCCGAUUGGCUUUAUGAAGAUCAUGAAAAUCCUACACCCGAAAUGUAUGAGCAGCGCCUCAAGGAUUUGAAAAAGUUAACAAACGUUUUCUUGGCACGCCAUUGGGAACAUGCUGAGCGUCCUGAUGCGUUGAAGGCUUUCGAUGGAAUGAUAGAUGGUGCUACGAAAUUCUUAAACAGCGCUAGAAAUCUGACUAAAGCAUCUAACCCAGAAAAAGACGUAUUCACAGAAAUCGAAAUAGAAACGCUGAGCAAAGCAAUUCGUGAGGCUAGCGAUUGGAAGAAGAGUGAAAGUAAGGCACAGCAGCAACUUAAGCGGCACGAUGAAGUGCGCCUAACCGUUAAAGAUAUCACCGACAAAAUGUCGUUACUCGAUCGAGAGGUUAAGUAUAUGGUGAACAAAAUAAAGAUAUGGAAACCCAAAGUGAAGCCAACCAAAAAAACUAAGAAAGACACAAAAACCGAGGACGCUGCUGGAUACAGUGAGGGUGGAAGCGGGUCUGGCGCCAACGUUGACGACCCAACAAAAGACGAGCAAUCAGAAGCAGAAAAUAUUGUAAAUGAGGGUGAAGAGCAAGUUAUUGAUGCACCUACUACUGAGGAUAACAAAGAGAAAGCAACACCAAAGCCAUCGCCAACGGAAGAUCACACUCCGCGCUCCGAAUUGUAAGACUGUGGCGUGUGAGCAGUAUGUGAUAGUUGAUAAAAUACAGACCGUUUACAGGUCUUCUAGUGCUAAGCUAAUGACUGCAUUAACCGCAUAAACUUUGUAGGGUAACGGCUACCCAACUUGCUGAUUUCAAAAAUAGAAUGCAUGCAUUUUCCAUUCCACCAUAAACACACUCCUUUAAAAUGCCAAUAUUACUAUAUCUACAUAUACAACAGGGCAAACGUAUUUCUAAUAACUAUCCAUUUUUGGUUAUCUAUGCAUUCAUUAGUCCUCAGCAUUUUAUAUGCAAUAAGAGUCUUAUGUACUAUAAAUAAAUUUUUUAAAUAAAAAUUUUAGUUGAUUUUUUUAUAUUUCUCAAACCCUA